AUGAAAUUCUUCAUUGCCUUGUUCGUGUUGGCAGCAAUUGUUUGCUGCACCUUUGGCCAACCAACAUAUCAACAGGCUGAAGUGGCUGAAACUUUGGAGGGUGCCGAUGGCAAUCUAGCUGUAGAUGCUGAUGCAGGUUCCGCUCGCAAAGUACGUUACGGAUUCUAUCCUGGAGGCUUUGGCGGUGGUUUCUAUCCACGAUUCGGUGGAUUGGGUGGAUUCGGCGGUGGUUUCGGCGGUAGCUCUUCUGUAGCCUAUGCACGUUCAAGUAGUUUCGGCGGUGGUUUGGGCGGUGGUUUCUUUGGUUAA
Molecule: messenger RNA, 309 nt
Organism: Musca vetustissima
Lineage: Eukaryota; Metazoa; Arthropoda; Insecta; Diptera; Muscidae
Product: protein suex-1-like
Exons: 1
Coding region: 1-309 (102 amino acids)
Source: RefSeq, a predicted model, not a curated record